CGAGCUCCAGGCCUACAGAUUGUCAUCUGUGCCUCGUCAUUCGUUUGCCCUUUCCCCCCGUUGUGGGUAGUCGCUCGUUUUCAAAAUGCGAUUCCUCGCAACUUUCUCUGCUAUCCUGCUAGCCCCAACGGCUGUUUUCGCUGCAUGGGGUUACACUGACGAUGGCAAGAAUUACAUUAUCGAUACCAACGCGAACCUAGUGGUGAGCGUCAGCAAGACGAAUGGCGACAUGAACUCUAUCAAAUACCGCGGCGUAGAAUACAGUGGACAGAACGGAAAGUACUCGCACGUCGAGUCCGGUCUCGGCGCAUCCACUGUGGCCAUCAAACAGUACACUUCGCCUGCGAACAUCAUCAAGGUGACUGUCAAGUAUGGAACACUCCUCCACACGCUCGUCUUCCGUUACGGCAACCCCAACGUCUACAUCUUCAUGAAUAAAGCCGACACCAGUGUCACCGUCUCGCGCUACAUCCUCCGCAUCCCGCCCAACAUCUUCACCAACAAUCCGAACGAGGACACUGACUGGAUCCCUGACGGUGCCACUGCUAUCGAAUCUGGCGACGUUGACGGCAAGUCAGGUCAGACCUGGUCCAAACAUUACUCAGGCAAGAGAUAUGGCCGGACAAUCGACUAUGACUAUGUGGGCUACACCAACAAGAACGUGGGAAUGUUCAUGGUUCGCUCGAACCACGAGAAGGCAUCUGGUGGCCCAUUCUUCAGGAGCUUGAUUCGCCGUGGUGGAUCGGGAGGCCCUGAUCUCUACGAUAUCUACCACUACAACAUGGGCCACACUGAUGUAAUGCGUUUCGGACUCCAAGGUCCUUCAGUCCUCACUUUCACCGACAACGGCGCUGCUCCCAAUGCGAACCUCUUCGCCCGCAAGGCAGACUGGGGAUGGUUUGACAGCCUCGAGAUCGCCGGUUGGGUGCCCCAGUCCAAGAGAGGCGCCGUUGCCGGCGUCGGCCUCUCAAACAUGAAGUCUGGCUACCAGUACGUUGUGGGGCUGAAGAACGACGCCGCUCAGUAUUGGACCAUUACCACUGGAGCUUGGAGGAUCUCUGGUGUCCUGCCUGGGACGUAUACUUUGACCGUAUAUAAAAGCGAGCUCGAAGUGCACACCGAAUCUGUCACCGUCACGGCCGGGGGCACAGUGACGAAGAACACAAUCGCCUGCGUGGACCCGCAGGACACGACUGCUAUCUGGCGCAUCGGCGACUGGGAUGGCACUCCAAAAGGCUUCCUCAACUUCCUCGACACCCCCAUGAAACCCACCUACAUGCACCCCUCCGACACCCGCCUCGCCAAAUGGGAUGCCUCCAACUUCAUCGUCGGCGCCUCCCAAGCCUCAAACUUCCCGGGCUACAUCUGGAAAGACAUCAACAACGACCACCUCGUGUACUUCAAGCUAACCGCCAACCAGCUAAAGAAAGGCGCAAAGAUCCGCGUCGGCGUCACGGAAGGCAUGGCUGGCGGACGGCCCGCCAUCGCAGUGAACAGUUGGACGGCACCCCUCCAGGCGGACAAGGGCCAGGGAGAUACUAGGUCCCUGACUGUAGGCACGUACCGUGGGAACAACUAUAUCUAUGAGUAUAGUGUGCCGACGUUGGCGUGGAUACAGCAAGCGAACGAGUACCAGACGCUGAAGAUUAGUGUUAUCUCGGGGAAGACGGCGACGGGGUAUUUGAGUCCAGGGAUCUCUGUGGACGCUAUCGACAUGAUUGCCGUCUAGAGUGGUUGAAGAGCGGAGGAUCGUGCGCGCUCUGCCGUUCCACACGUAGUGCGCUAGUAUUGUACCUAAUUUCGUUCGAGAUACCCAAAAGUAACAU
Molecule: messenger RNA, 1826 nt
Organism: Paraphaeosphaeria sporulosa
Lineage: Eukaryota; Fungi; Ascomycota; Dothideomycetes; Pleosporales; Didymosphaeriaceae
Exons: 4
Coding region: 86-1729 (547 amino acids)
Biological process (GO): pectin catabolic process
Molecular function (GO): carbohydrate binding; carbon-oxygen lyase activity, acting on polysaccharides
Source: RefSeq, a predicted model, not a curated record